UUACCUCUUCGACCUUUCUCCUUUCUCACAGAUCUUCCACGGAAACUACCAUGGAUCAGUCCAUCGCAGCCUUCCUGAAGAAUGUUACAGAAAAGAAUUUCCAACAAUUAGCUGUGGAUUUUCUGCUUCAUUACUGUACGUUGACCAGUAAGCUAGGAGGCACGCUCUCCCCAGAAAAGCUCACCUCUAUUCAAAAGGCCCUCCAGGAGGGAAAGCUGCCUGAGGUUGUAAGCCAGAUUCAGGAAAUAAUUACUGCUGCAGAAAAUGCUGUCCUGGAGGUGGCUGUGAUCGGGGAGUCUGGAGCGGGCAAGUCCAGUUUCAUAAAUGCCCUGCGAGGGUUGAGUCAUGAAGCAGAAGAGGCAGCCAAAGUCGGGACCGUGGAGACCACUAUGCACAAAACCCCCUAUCAACAUCCGAAGUACCCCAAUGUGACCUUCUGGGACCUGCCGGGAACGGGGACUCCCAAUUUCCGCCCAGAGACUUAUCUAAACAAGAUGGGAUUUGAUAACUAUGACUUCUUCAUCAUCAUUUCUUCUCUUCGGUUCAGCCUCAAUGAUGCUCUCUUGGCCCAGAAAAUCAAGGAUGCAGGGAAGAAGUUCUACUUUGUUAGAACCAAGGUGGACAGUGACUUAUAUAAUGAAGAGAAAACCAAACCCAGAACCUUCAAAAAGGAGAAAGUCCUCCAACAGAUUCGAGACAACUGUCUGGCGAAUCUCAGUGACAUUGGGGUUCCUGAACCACGCAUCUUCUUGAUCUCCAACUUUGAUCUGGAUAGUUUUGACUUCCCAAAGCUGGAGGAGACUUUGCUGAGGGAGCUCCCUUGGCACAAACGCCAUAUGUUUGCACUGCUGCUGCCCAGUAUCUCUGAUGCGUCCAUCGAGUUAAAGAGACAUUUUCUCCGGGAGAAGAUCUGGCUCGAGGCCUUGAAGUCAGCAGCUGUGUCAUUCAUCCCCUGCAUGACCUUCAUGUUCGGCUUUGAUUUGCCUGAACAAGAGCGGUGCAUGAAGGAGUACCGAAGCUAUUUUGGCUUGGAUGAUAAAUCCAUCGAAGAGAUUGCUGCAAAGCUGGGCACACCCGUGCAAGACAUCAAGGGCCGCCUCAAGUGCUCAGAUUUCUGGUCCCUUGAAAAGGACGACAGUGUAGUUGGAAAAGCUUUGAGAUGUGCCGAAUCUGUUUCGGCCGUGAGUGGAGGUCUUCAAUCUUCUGUUUUCCAGGCUUCGAAAGUCUACUUUCUGCGCUUAAGUUUCCUUAACAUGGUGGCUGAUGAUGCUAAACAUCUCUUGAAUAAGCUAGAAACAGCAAAUAUUGCCUAGCUAAACAGUAAGUGAAUUUGAGGGCUUGUGUACCUUAGUUGGAAUUGGGCUUGCCCUUCUGCCACACCCUCAGGGCCGGCCAGCUCUUCUCUAAGGUCCAUGGAUGUCUGUCCCUUGGAGGAAGCCAUUGUUUUCCUUUAGAGAUCACUACCACGCAUGAUUUGAUUUUUGGCCAUAACUUGUCUUCUGUGUUCAUUGAUUUAUUACUCUUGAUCACCAGCAACAACACACCAUCUGCUUUCGACUGUUCUCUGUGUUAAGAGAUAACCUGUUUCUGAUCCCUUUAUGGCAAUAAAAUUGUAAUAAUAAGACGAGACUUAUACCACAGCAUUUCCCAGUUAUUUGUGUCAGCUAUCAUCUCAACAGCCUCCUCAACAAAAUAAAGAAUGCUCUAUAAAUAUGAGGGCACAGUUAAGGGCACAGUAAA
Messenger RNA from Acomys russatus (golden spiny mouse), 1740 nucleotides. Its product is annotated as T-cell-specific guanine nucleotide triphosphate-binding protein 2-like. The record is from RefSeq and is a predicted model, not a curated record. Bases 51 to 1313 code for a protein of 420 amino acids. Gene Ontology annotation, cellular component: endoplasmic reticulum membrane. The transcript has a single exon. Gene Ontology annotation, molecular function: GTP binding; GTPase activity. Gene Ontology annotation, biological process: defense response; cellular response to interferon-beta. Lineage: Eukaryota; Metazoa; Chordata; Mammalia; Rodentia; Muridae.